Messenger RNA from Trematomus bernacchii (emerald rockcod), 1262 nucleotides. RefSeq names its product pyroglutamylated RFamide peptide (gene qrfp). Gene Ontology annotation, molecular function: orexigenic neuropeptide QRFP receptor binding. Lineage: Eukaryota; Metazoa; Chordata; Actinopteri; Perciformes; Nototheniidae. The record is from RefSeq and is a predicted model, not a curated record. The transcript is spliced from 2 exons. The coding region runs from base 33 to 578 and encodes 181 amino acids.
UCUCUCCGGCAGAAACAGGAAAUGCCGUAACUAUGAAACUUUCUCUCCAUCUCGGGCCGUCACAGCUCACCCUGCUCUUCCUCGCCCUCCUCUGCCCCGUCCCACCCACAGUCACAUCCUACCCCCACCUCCCCCCCGCCCUCCAGCCCACGGGGGAUGGAGCUCAGCUGGAGUCCAACCUGCUGCAACUCCAGGCUGCUCUGGAUGACCCGAGGGCCGAGUGGCUCUUCCGGCCUGAGACCUGGGCCGAGUGGCCUCAAGACUCCAGGGAAGCUCUGCUGAAGCACAGGGAGGAGGGGGAGGGGAAGGAGGGGGGGGAGGGCCGCUCCUGGGAGGAAGAAGCACUGCGGAGGGCCCAGAGAGGAGACCUGUUAGACCGGUUGCUGUCACCCUUCCCCGGGGGUCACUCUCUGGAGAGCAUGAACUAUCAGGAGGGAGGUGAAGCGGAGGAUGGAGGCAAGAGGAACGAAGCUCUGACCUCCAUCGCUGGAGGUCUGCAGGCCGUGAGCCGCGAAAAAGGAGGAUUUGGAUUCCGCUUUGGGAGGAAAAGAUGGACUGACAGGGGAUGGAUGGAUUAAGGGAUGGGAGAAUAGUGGAACUGAUGAGGGAAGGAAAGGGCAGAUAAUUCAGUAAAGGGACUUCUGUGGAUAGAUAGGAGGGUGGUGAUACACUCAGCAACAAAGAUGGCCUCCAGCAACAUGAGUCCAAAGUGUAUUUACAUUUUUCAUGGCUCCAAAUUGUUGAUGGAAAGGAUGCCCAGUGGGUCACUGCCUUAAAAAAUAAGCGAGUUGCAGGUUGCACUUAAGUUAAAGAAAUAUUCAAGACAUGGAUUUGUAUUAUCGCCUCCAUAAUCACCCUUAAAACACAAAAUAUAAAUGCAUGAAUAUACUGUAUAUGGUUGUAUAUGGAUUCAACAAAAUUGCCUCUACAAAAUUGGAAUAUGGCAAUGUAAAAUGUUCUCCAGGAGUUUUCUUCUUCUUUGUUUGCCAUAAAGGAGGCCGUGAGAGACUUCUUCUAUUGUGACCGGAUGUACAGAAAGACAGAAAGAGAACUCGGCAGAACGUGAUAAAACUUACCUGCAAAAGUGAAUGUAAUUGUAUUUCUGUCAAACCAAAGUCUUAACAGAAUAAUAAUACUUGUACAUAGAUAUAUCUAUAGCUGACAAGAAGGAUGCCUUGUGUGUUAAUUUGACGGCAAUGAAUAAAGAGUUAAAUGUAAAAAAGCAAUGGGAUUUUUCCAUUGGAUUUUGGUUUAAUGCAGAG